AAUGUCAUAAGGAAAUUUAUAUAUUGCUCCAACAGUUGAUAAUAUUCCAAUAGUUGAAUCUUAUUUAAUUACAAUAUUUGAUGGAACAGGAUCUAUGAGUGGAGAAUAUGAAAUUGCAGUCAAUGCUUAUAAUGAAGUUUUUCAAACUAUUUCAAGAAGAGAAGAGUACUAAAUGGCUUAUGAUUAAGUAAAAAAUUUGCUUCCCUUCCAGAGUGCAGGUUCAGGUAGUAUUACAAAAGCAUUUGAACAUGUUUUCGAAAGAUUGCUGAGCAAUACAUGUUACUAUGGAAAAAACAUUACUAUUCUUUUUAUGAGCGAUGGAAAGGAAGAAUUUACUUGUUCCAAACUUGAAAAUUUAUUAAAGUAAAUGAAUGAAGAGUUUAGGGUUCAAUUCUUAUGUUUUUCAAUUGGAAGCGAUUUUUACACUCCUGAUAUGAGUCAAUUAUGGGGUAUGUUACACAAUACUGGAUAAAAACACCCAUAUCCUUUUAAUAUUGAGAGACCCUCAAUUAACUUAAAUACUCAAUUUAUUAGCAAAUUUUAGGAUAUAAGAGACAAUUUCCUCAAAUUCCCUGUUUCUAAAUUAAAAACAAAUUAACCUGUCCUUCCAACUGCCACUUCUAAGCCAAGUUCUGAGAUUGAAAUAGAAGCAGUAUUCUUGUGCUAUUCAGAAAGCGUUAUAGUGAAUGGUCAAGUCAUUAAACCAAUUAACAAUGAGUUGAUUUACUAAAAAUUUUUGGCAAAAUCAAUUCAAAAGGUAUUUCUAGACGGAGGAAAGCAAGAUGAUUUUCAAAAGGUAGAGAAGGUUUUUAAUAAUUUAAAUCGAAAUAAUGAAUAUCUUUAAAAUAAAAAAAUAUUUGAUAAUAUUUAGAUAGUGAAAGAAGGAGCUAAGGGAAAUUUAAAAUUUACAGAAUUGAGUCCUGAAGACUAAAAAUAGGUUAUUUGUGAUGUUGAAAAUUUUAACGUUAGAUUAAUUCAAAAAUUCAAGAUUGUUAUAGAAUCUGAAAGAAUAGAAAUUAAACCUUCAUUCCUGACAAAGUUAAUGCAGAUAUUUUCACUUUGCACUUGCGAAAAUAAAUGA
This is a messenger RNA of Paramecium octaurelia, 1081 nucleotides long. The record is from the annotation of a GenBank genome assembly. NCBI's taxonomy places the organism in Eukaryota, Ciliophora, Oligohymenophorea, Peniculida, Parameciidae.